Messenger RNA from Cucurbita maxima (winter squash), 1714 nucleotides. Its product is annotated as WAT1-related protein At5g07050-like. The record is from RefSeq and is a predicted model, not a curated record. Lineage: Eukaryota; Viridiplantae; Streptophyta; Magnoliopsida; Cucurbitales; Cucurbitaceae. The transcript has 6 exons. Gene Ontology annotation, molecular function: transmembrane transporter activity. Gene Ontology annotation, cellular component: plasma membrane. The coding region runs from base 81 to 1250 and encodes 389 amino acids.
AUUCCUGUCUUCAUUGGUCCUCCCUUUCCUUUUCUUCUUCUCCAUACCACUCUUUCCCUUUUAUACAUAACAAAACAAGCAUGGGAUACUUACAAUCCCUUGGCUGUCUCCUUCAAAGUGCAAAGCCUUACAUCGUUGUCAUCUCCCUCCAAUUUGGCUAUGCCGGAAUGAAUAUUAUCUCUGCCAUCUCCCUCGACCGCGGUAUGAGCCACUACGUUCUCGUCGUCUACCGCCACGCCUUUGCCACUGUCAUCAUGGCACCUUUUGCUCUUGUUUUUGAGAGAAAAAUGAUACCCAAGAUUACACUUAAGAUUUUCGCUCAGCUGUUUGUUCUAGCUCUUCUUGGGCCACUAAUUGAUCAGAACUUCUACUACUUGGGGAUAAAAAUGACAUCCCCAACUUUUGCAUGUGCCAUAAGCAACACGCUUCCUUCAAUGACAUUCAUCAUGGCGCUUCUUUGUAGAAUGGAGAAGUUGGAGUUGAAGAGCGUGAGAUGCCAAGCCAAGGUGUUUGGAACAAUAGUGACGAUGGUGGGAGCCAUGUUGAUGACAUUUUAUAAAGGAAGUGUCAUCAACUUCUUCUGGACUGGGCAUGGCCGCCACCCAAACACACCACUCACGGCGGAUGCGGCCGCGGCGUCCAACCUUCACAACGACGGAAAGGUCAUCAAAGGCUCCAUCUUCCUCAUCAUCGCCACUCUGGCUUGGGCGGCCUUCUUCAUUCUGCAAGUCAUAACCAUGAGAAAAUACACAGCCCAUCUUUCUCUCACCACCAUGGUUUGCUUUUUAGGAACCCUUCAAGCCAUUAUUGUCACCCUCGCCAUGGAGCACCGCCCUCACGCCUGGGCCAUUGGCUGGGACAUGAACCUUCUGGCCGCCGCUUAUGCGGGGAUUGUGACCUCAGGGUUGGCAUAUUAUCUUCAAGGUUUGGUUAUGAAAACAAAAGGGCCAGUUUUUGUUACAGCUUUUUGCCCUCUGGGGACAGCGAUUGUUGCCUUCAUGGGCUCUCUCAUCUUGGCUGAAAAGAUUUAUGUUGGAGGGAUAAUUGGAGCAGUGCUGAUUGCGACAGGGCUGUACUGUGUCUUGUGGGGUAAAUGUAAGGAUGUUGAAGACAGUGCUGAAGCAGUGAAAGGUGAAGAAUUGCCUGUCAAAAACGAAGCCAUUGAAGCAACUCAAAAGAAAGAAGCUUUGGUUCUUAGUAUUCGACCCAACAUGGAGAAGAAGCUUCAGCAAACUAAUCACCCAAAUUAAGAAUAAAAAAGAGAGAAUCCUGAAGAACAAUAACAGAGAAAUGGCCAAGAAAAAGGGAGGGGAGGAAGGUUAAUACAAUUAUAAUAACCUUAUAAUUUACAAAUCAAUUUGAUUAUAGCUCGAUAAUUAAAAAUAGCAAUUACUAUUUCAAAAGUCGACGGUUCUACCCGACGUUAAUUGAGCUAGACAUUCUAUUGGACGAAAAGGUGGAGGAUUCCACUAAGGUUGUCUUUUGAGUGGCAGAUUCCUAAUUGUCACUAAACAGCAUAAUAAUCUCUUUUGUUCUUUAAUGUUAAUAAUAUAACCAACUCCAACUCAGUGUUUUCUAGGACUAAGAUCAUUUGUUCUUUAAUGUUAAUAAUAUAACCAACUCCAACUCUGUGUGUUUUAGGAUUAAGAUCACUUAGGUCACCACCACCUCCCAUCAUUCUUCCUGUGGCCUGUUUUUCGUAUCAAUAAUUUGA